Lizanozyma spartinae is the source of this 2076-nucleotide messenger RNA. RefSeq names its product alpha-mannosyltransferase. The transcript has a single exon. Lineage: Eukaryota; Fungi; Ascomycota; Pichiomycetes; Serinales; Debaryomycetaceae. Gene Ontology annotation, cellular component: Golgi apparatus. The coding region runs from base 1 to 2076 and encodes 691 amino acids. Gene Ontology annotation, biological process: mannan biosynthetic process. The record is from RefSeq and is a predicted model, not a curated record. Gene Ontology annotation, molecular function: alpha-1,2-mannosyltransferase activity.
AUGAUAACGUCCACAAAGUUCGCCAAGAUUGUAAUAAUUGUCCUCAUAGCUUCAGCUGUGGGGUACAUUUUCAUAGUGGGGAGUCUUGAGGCAACUCUUGAAGCAGCUUAUGCAAUAAUCCCUUCGACAUCUGUCUUCAAACAUCCUGCAAGGUCCGUACUCACAUUAGAACAGAAGUCGCUUUUGGAUACCAUUAAAGCCGAUAUAUACGAGAAAUUGGCGGUGUCUGAUGUCAAUGACAAUCCCUUAGACUCAGUUAUCAAUCAGGUAGUAACCACAGUACAAGCCCUAGAGACAGAAGACUCGCUUCAGGGACUAACGAGAGCCGAUCUCCAAUACCAUGUGAUCAAUGACCUUUUAAAGGAAGCAGUAGGGUGUUUUAAUACGGACUAUGUUGCUCAAGAACGAGAUAGAUCAACAUACUUCAAGUACAUAAUAGAGCAUAUGAUUAUAAAGAAUAAGCCCCUAGUGCCAGCAUUCACAAGACGUGAAACCGGCAAGAAGUUCGGUGGUAGAUACUACUCAGGAACGAAUACUCCACGGUACACGUUCGAAGAACUCACAAAGGACAGACUCAAGGUAGCUGAGGAGAAGCUUAAUGAUUUGAGACUUCAUCAUCAACAGAUAGUAGACCAUCUUAGACAGUUGCCCUUGCCCCCUAGAAAGUUCUUCAAAGGUAAAGGGAUUGUCAUCAUGUCAUCUCGGGAGUUUUUACCCGGUGCCUUGGUGACCAUUGGCCAAUUGCGUGAGCUGGGAUCCAAGUUGCCUAUUGAAGUGGUGUUGGACUUUGAAGCUGAUUAUGAUGCCGAUAUGUGUGAGAAGCUUUUACCCAAAUUGAAUACCAAAUGUGUCAUUAUAGAGAGAGAGUUAACCACUGACGUAAUGAAGGAAUUGCAUAUGAAAGGAGGGUUCCAACUUAAAGCUUUAGGCAUAUUAGUAUCAACUUUUGAUCAUACUAUUCUUUUAGAUGCCGAUAACGUGGCAGUCAAGAAUUUUGAUAAGCUUUUUGAGUCUGCGGCUUACAAAGAGACCAAGUUCAUUCUUUGGCCAGAUUUAUGGCACAGAGGCAUUUCUCCUUCGUACUAUGACAUCACGGAAACAGAAAUUGGAGAGUUGGUGGACAGAGAGGGACUACCAAAUGGACAAAACUACUUGGAAUACCUCAAGCUGGAUCACAGAACAGGUCAAGCAUUCUCGGAUUUCAAAGGUGUUAAUCCAGGACAACUGGUGGAAUCAGGACAAAUGGUCUUCUCCAAGAAUGAGCAUUUCCGAUCGUUGGUUCUUGCUCUCUACUACAAUGUUUAUGGGGAAUCUCAUUAUUAUGCCUUAUUGUAUCAAGGAACCUUUGGAGUUGGUGAUAGAGAAACAUUCCUACCGGCAUUAGCAGUUAUGAAAGAGCCUUAUUUCUUUUCUGCUUAUACAGUUUGGCUUGCAGGCUUCUUCCAUGAUAGUGCCAUGGAACAGUUCCAGGAAACAACCAUAGUUCAGUAUGACCCUGAUCAGGUUUAUUUUUACUUGAAAUCAUGGCGCAAAUGGUUAAAGAAAAAUGGCCACGAUACAAGAAUGCCCAUUGGUCAAGCUAACGAAGAUACUAUGAAAUUAGUGGCCGAGUUUUCUAAUAAUAUGAAGGAUCAAAUGGUUGAACCGGACAUAAUGUUCUUACAUAUGCACCGUCCGAAAAUCAACCCCAUUAUUAAUGCGCAUGCUCAAAAUGAACUCAAUUACGAGGUUUACACUAGAAGAAACUUGGGGAAACCCGCUUUCUAUUCAGAGUUCGGUGCAAACGACUGGGAAUUGCAUAUACACACAGUAUCUAAAUGGGUAGCAUGUGAGUUCUUGCAUAAGCAGUAUUGGGACAAAAUCGGCAUUGAUCAAAAGUUUGUAUGCGACAAAGUCUCCAAAUAUGUCGAAUUCUUGAAGCAAGAUACCAAAUACCCAGAUUCUGGUAUACUAAAUGUGUUACCGAAUAUCUUUGAAAAAGCUACGGAAAAAGGCAAAGAUAACUCCAAACCGAAGACCACAGAGGAGGAAAAGGGAGAGAAGAAUUCCGAAGGUGGUAAAUAUACGAAAACCUGA